UGAAUUCACCGUUAAAUUGUCGGUUGAUAAUUUUGACACUUUGGGAGUUCUUGUCGUAUUGUUUUUUAUCAUGUCAAAAGGAAAGGUUGUUUUAGCGUAUUCGGGUGGUUUAGAUACGUCUGUUAUUUUAAAGUGGCUUCAAGAAGAAGGAUACUCAGUGAUAUGCUUCAUAGCAGAUGUCGGUCAAGAAGAAGAUUUCAACGUUGCCAAGGAGCGAGCGUUAAGUUUAGGAGCUGAAAGGGUAUAUGUAGAAGAUCUGAAGCGUGUUUUUGUGACGGACUACAUAUUUCCUGCAAUCAAAGCGAAUGCUAUUUAUGAAAGUCGGUAUCUAUUGGGCACCUCGUUAGCUCGGCCGUGUAUUGCAAAGCGACAGGUGGAGAUUGCGGAGAAAGAAGGAGCCCUUUUUGUUGCUCAUGGUGCUACUGGAAAGGGAAAUGAUCAAGUUCGUUUUGAAUUAACCUAUUAUGCUUUGAAUCCGUCGAUCCAAGUCAUUGCUCCUUGGAGGGAUCCUCGCUUUUUUCAACGAUUUAGUGGUCGCACUGAUCUACUCAAUUAUGCUCGUCAGAAAGGCAUCACCAUGCCCUCUGGUGAGAAACCUCCGUAUUCGAUGGACGAGAACCUGAUGCAUAUCAGUUAUGAAAGCGGUGAUUUGGAGGAUCCUCGGACGCCUGGUAAAGAAUCGAUGUAUAAGAAGACGGGACGUUGGGUGGAUUGGGUAUCGGAACCGGAAACCGUCCGCAUUCAUUUUCGUGAUGGCACUCCGAUAGCUGUGGAGAACAGGGAAACAGGUGAAAAGGAGGAAGAUCCGUUGCAACUAUUUUUGUACCUGAAUCGAGUCGCAUGUCGUCAUGGUAUAGGACGUGUGGAUAUUGUUGAGAAUCGGUUUGUAGGUAUCAAAAGUAGAGGCAUUUAUGAAACCCCCGGGGCUACCAUCUUACGUUGUGCACAUUUGGAUAUUGAAGGGAUUGCAAUGGAUCGCGAAGUGUUACGGAUGCGGGAUAUGUUAUCUCCCAAGUUUUCAGAAAUAUUGUAUUACGGGUUUUGGUUUUCACCAGAAAUGGAUUUCCUGUUGGCUGCGAUGAACAAAGCCCAAGAGUUGGUGGAUGGUUGGGUGGAUGUAUUGUGUUACAAAGGCAAUUGUAUGGCGAUUGCCAGAGAGUCGCCGACAUCGUUGUACAGCGAUAAGUUGGCAAGUAUGGAGGAAGUAGAGAGUUACAAUCCGACGGAUGCUGGAGGUUUUAUCCGCAUCAAUGCGAUAAGACUACGUGCACAUCGAGAAAUUCUGAAGAAAGUGGAUCCAGAACGUUUAAAGAAGUACGAUAUCAAAGGAGUGACUUAUUAAUAGUGAGCGUCGACUGGAGAACAAUAAAAAAGGAAUGGAAAUUGGUUUUUUUUGGUUUGUCAUUUCCCCACCCACCCCCUUCCGAAAAUAAAAAAAGAAUAAGAGAG
Molecule: messenger RNA, 1449 nt
Organism: Galdieria sulphuraria
Lineage: Eukaryota; Rhodophyta; Bangiophyceae; Galdieriales; Galdieriaceae
Product: argininosuccinate synthase
Exons: 1
Coding region: 71-1342 (423 amino acids)
Biological process (GO): urea cycle; L-arginine biosynthetic process
Cellular component (GO): cytoplasm
Molecular function (GO): argininosuccinate synthase activity; ATP binding
Source: RefSeq, a predicted model, not a curated record